AUGCUCGUCAGAAGAAUUAGUAGCCUGAACAAGCGCGGUUACUGCCUUGACAAGGAGCAAAGACUCGGUAGAAUCCACCAAAUACGAGUAGUAAGAGGUGAUGAUCGAUCUGAGGUUUUCUUGGAGCUUGUUGAAGAAUCUGAAGAACGAAAUGAGUCUCUCGGUUUCGGAGAUGUCAGUAGUGGUGUCUUCACCGUCAAAUGCCCAUCUGACGAUGGAAGCAAACAGUGGUCUGAAUGUCUUGUCGUUGAGUUUCAGAACGUAUUGAAUUCCACAUUUGUGAACAGAUGCCUCUACUCUAUUGAUGGUGUUGGAGUCCAGCUCCUUUUGGGCUCUGAAUUCCAGAGCAAGAAGCAGGAACUUGACAAAACCACCGGCAUUCGAGAUAGCGGUCUUUUUGUCAAUUUUCUCAAUGAUCAACUCCAUGAACGACAGAUAAAGACCAAUGGCCACGGUAUCAAGCCCAGAAACAAACUUCCACAAGGAAGACCCGGUAGAAUCGAUAUGAGUAGUGUAACGUUGGAACAGGUUGGACAGAGUAUCAAGAGCGGUUUGGGAAAGCUCGAUAUCCUCCUGAGAAACAAUAAUAUCCAAGAGUGGUGGCACAAGACGUGCAAUUCCCUCGUGUGCGUUCAAGUCUUCAACAUGUUCGGUAUCGAACUUGUAGGCAGUAAGCGAUGUAAUGUGAAUUCUUGUUCUCAAGGAAGAGUCUGGAGACUGAAGGAUUCCCAAAACAGAUUGAACAAAGUGCUCGAUUGGAAGCAAGCUUAG
Molecule: messenger RNA, 771 nt
Organism: Ogataea philodendri
Lineage: Eukaryota; Fungi; Ascomycota; Pichiomycetes; Pichiales; Pichiaceae
Exons: 3
Coding region: 1-771 (256 amino acids)
Source: RefSeq, a predicted model, not a curated record